UCGUGACGUAGCGCCGGGGAGAGUGCGGGGAGAGAGAGAGAGGAGAGAGAGAGAGCGGGGGGAGAGCAGCAGGCAGAGCGAGUGAGACGCGGGGCUGGGUGUGUGCGGCCCAGGGGCUCUGCUCUGCGCGACUGGACGACGGCGGAGAGAGACAAAGACGGAGGCGAGGAGAGGGACGCAGUGAGGGAGAGACGGGGAGACGAGGCCGCGGUGCUGGGUUGCAAGUCGCCUGGGAGACGCUUCCACAACAGCGGGCAACCCUCGCUCGAAGCCACCAGCGCCUGGGGAGAAGUGAGGAGUCGGGUGGCCCCCCGCCAUGAACCUGUCCAAGAUCGUGGAGAACGUGAAGAUGGGCCGCGAGUUUGCGCUCUUGGGUCUGUACGACGCUGCGCUCGUGUACUACCAAGGCGUCCUGCAGGAGAUCCAGCACUACAUCGGCUCGCUCAAGGAGCCGCUACGGCGACAGCGCUGGCAGGAGGUGAGGGCAGAAAUGGUGCAGGAGUACGAGCAGGUGAAGGAUAUCGUCAAGACUCUCGCCAGCUUCAAGAUCGACAGCUUCCCGCUGCAGGUUUAUGAGGAGCCCACCCGAGACCCUGACGUGUGGCCGGCCCCAACACCCGCCGAGAACAGGCAUUCUCCUGCCAUCUUCAGGCCAGUAGAUGCAGGGAAAGGCAAGAGGGAAGUGAAGCUGGGUCGGAGGGAGCAGCAGGCAGCCGCCGCCGCCGCUGGCAGGGUGAAGCCCUCCCAGCCGUCGGCUCGGAGCGAGAAGCCGCGGAUUUCUGUUCCCUCUGCCAAGGACAGGGAGGGGCGGGCACGUGGCCGUGACGCUGACAAGGGCAAGCGAGGAGUUCAAGAGCCGCUGUCGGAAGAAGGGAAGAAGUUUGACGGAACAGGCUACGACAAGGAUCUUGUGGACGCUCUGGAAAGGGACAUCGUCUCCCGCAACCCCAACGUCCGCUGGGACGACAUUGCAGACCUUGACGUGGCCAAGAAGCUGCUGGAGGAAGCCGUGGUGCUGCCGAUGCUCAUUCCGGAUUUCUUCAAAGGCAUCCGCCGACCAUGGAAGGGUGUGCUCAUGGUCGGCCCUCCAGGCACAGGCAAGACCAUGUUGGCCAAGGCUGUGGCCACGGAGUGUGGAACAACCUUCUUCAACAUCUCCUCGUCCACGCUCACGUCCAAGUACCGCGGCGAAUCCGAGAAGCUCGUCCGUCUGCUCUUCGAAAUGGCGAGGUUUUACGCCCCGACCACCAUAUUCAUUGACGAGAUCGACUCGAUCUGCAGCCGCCGCGGCACCUCGGACGAGCACGAGGCGAGCCGCAGGGUCAAGUCCGAGCUUCUCAUCCAGAUGGACGGUGUCGGGGGUGCCUUGGAAAACGAUGACCCAACCAAGAUGGUGAUGGUCCUGGCCGCAACCAACUUCCCCUGGGACAUCGACGAGGCCUUGAGACGCCGCCUGGAGAAGCGCAUCUACAUCCCGCUCCCAUCGGACUCGGGUCGCGAGGAGCUGCUCAAGAUCAACCUACGUGAAGUGGAGGUGUCAGCCGACGUGGACAUGAAGAAGAUCGCGGAGCAGCUCAAUGGCUACUCGGGCGCCGACAUCACCAACGUGUGCCGGGACGCGUCAAUGAUGGCCAUGAGACGCAGGAUUCAGGGUCUCAGCCCAGAGGAGAUUCGCAAUCUCUCCAGGGAGGAGCUGCAGAUGCCCACCACGAUGGAGGACUUUGAGUCUGCCAUCCAUAAGGUCUCCAAGUCGGUCUCCGCUGCCGACCUGGAGAAGUACAUCCAGUGGAUGGCAGAGUUCGGUUCCACUUAGCCACGCUGCAAACUCUUCAGCUGGAGAGGAAGUUUACAGGAGACCAAAUCAGGGCAAACUGAAACCCUCUUCUCUCCUCCCACAGUCCAACAACUAGUGUAACGAGAAGUGUGUGUGUGUCUCCGUCUGAUGUGAAAUCCCGUGGCGAAAGAUUUAACCGCACAUCUUCACCCGGUGGGCGAUAAUAUUUUAACAACAAUAGGUUGAGUUUGAAUCCAAUCUUUUUGCCGCACUUACGACUAAAGUAGGGUCAAGCAUAACUCCGUCUUCUUGUGCAUCUGAGCGAAUCAAAUAGUGUGUUAUUUACCUCUUUCAAGUUAAGUGUGGUGGAGAAAUCAAACGCCGUAUUGCUGCUGUACGGUGGCACAGAGUGGUGGCAGUGCGGUGGUGACCCGGGCGCCUUUUCUCUGUGUGGAGUUUGUACGUUCUUCCCCUGUUCCGCGUGGCUGGUAUUGGACCAACAUCCCACGUACCUGCAAAUUACUCAAUUAGGAUUAGACAAAGCAACAUUACCCCUGACUGUGAACACUUGGCACGACCCGCCUGAUAAUAGCCUUGAGACUCAGCGAGGCUUCCCCGUAAAAACGAGUGUAGCAGUAGUAAUCGUAAUGAGUGGAGUGCGGAGCUCCUCUCUGCGUAUCGCGUGUUUGCGCUCUCCGUGCUUUAUUUAAAAUCCAGCUGUUGGCACGAGGGUUUAACCAUUGACGUGGCUCAGGGUUCAAUGGUAAGUUGUGAUGUAAUUUUUCCAUUCGGAACACCCACCCGCACGCAUCCGUGAGGUCGUGUGACGCUGUUGUAUCGCUGUGUGCGCCGUCAUGCGCACGGUGUGCCGCGCCGUUACGGAUCUGUACAUUUGAGCCCGGCGAGGUUUGCUUGUGAAAUGAACGAUGCAAUUAAAAUAAAGAUGCUAAUGAUGACUAA
Molecule: messenger RNA, 2734 nt
Organism: Lethenteron reissneri (Far Eastern brook lamprey)
Lineage: Eukaryota; Metazoa; Chordata; Hyperoartia; Petromyzontiformes; Petromyzontidae
Product: katanin p60 ATPase-containing subunit A-like 1
Biological process (GO): microtubule severing
Cellular component (GO): microtubule cytoskeleton
Molecular function (GO): microtubule severing ATPase activity; microtubule binding; ATP hydrolysis activity
Source: RefSeq, a predicted model, not a curated record